This is a messenger RNA of Gadus macrocephalus (Pacific cod), 1375 nucleotides long. RefSeq names its product LYR motif-containing protein 4B (gene lyrm4b). The transcript is spliced from 3 exons. The coding region runs from base 8 to 340 and encodes 110 amino acids. Lineage: Eukaryota; Metazoa; Chordata; Actinopteri; Gadiformes; Gadidae. The record is from RefSeq and is a predicted model, not a curated record. Gene Ontology annotation, cellular component: mitochondrion; L-cysteine desulfurase complex. Gene Ontology annotation, biological process: iron-sulfur cluster assembly.
GACAUUUAUGUACAGGCGGUCUCUGAGAUGCUUUGUAUUUUGUCCAGGACCCGAAGGUCGCAGCGUUGUUAGCAACAUGGCAACGAAAACACAAGUGCUGUCUCUGUACCGAAUGCUUCUGCGAGAGAGUAAGCAGUUCCCAUCGUACAAUUACAGGACCUAUGCGUUGCAGAGGAUAAAGGAUGCGUUCAGGGCCAACAGGACAAUUGAGGAUCCCAAGAUGGUUGCAAAGCUGGCGGAGGAGGGCCACAAGACACUGGCCCUGAUCAAGAGACAGGUGUCCAUAGGUAAGCUGUACGAGACUCAGAGGAACAUCGUAGAGGGCGUGGGCCCCCGCUGAAGCUCCUCAUGACGGGGUCCGGGGAACGCAGGCGGUUGAAACGAUGGAAGAUGGACGCGCAGGGAGGAGCGAUGGGGAGCCAGUUCCACUGAGGACCAACAGGAAGUGACAUCACCCAGCUGCACCGCUGACCUUUUCCUCCACCGCGUCCCUGCCAUCCUUCUUCAUUGCCCUGAGCGCCGUCCCGCGCUGCCAACACGGAGGGGAGAGACCUCAUCUGAUGGGCGGGGCUUAGGAACUGCCAUGGACUUCUUUUUUUUUUGGGUUUAAUAUUUGUUUAUAUAUAAACCUACUUUUUUCUUUUUAUUAGAAUGUUGGUGAUUGUGCACCUAAUUCACAGCUGGAAGCUCAACUAUUCUUCUCAAAAGAAGACCAAAAAUUCUUGAUACACAAAUCUGUUGUAGUUGCUAAUAAUACCAAAGCUGCUUACUUCUAACAGUGUCGUGACUCGUGGGUCACUUUUUUCAAAAGUGGUGUAUAAUUGUGACCGAUCUGCACGUAGCCAUGGGUAAGCUGUUAGUUGAUAAAAUGAGUUUUGGAUAUCAUUUGAGGAGGGAUAGCCAAUAAAAGUGUAUUUAAAUGCAGGCAUGUCAAACCGCGUUCGCUGGGUAUGUAACAUUGGGUGGAGUUGUAAUUAAUGUUGAAAUGUCAAGCGCACACAACUUUGGGAUUAAUUGAUUUGCCGCUGAAAGAAGUCAACGCUGCAGAGUCUGGUUGUGACGGCAGAGACGCACAAAAAAACCUAUAAGCUUGUGGCAAAUAGACACAAUCGACGCCACACAGAUCAAAUAACAUCUGUAUUCACCACAGAAGUUACCCGCUAAGGGGGGUGUGUGUGUGUGUGUGUGUGUGGCCAGUGGAGCUCAUACUGGGUGGUGGAACUCAAGGUCUUUACUGGUCCCCUCAGUGGAACCCUGAAGCCCCCGCUUCCUCUCUGUCAGUCUGCACGGUGGUCGAGGUCUUAACUCUGUGCUUGUAUUUGCGUCGCUCCUGUUGUACUUGAGAUGCGCUUUAAAUAAACUUGAGGAAUGCUAA